CGCAGCGUGAUGACGUGGCGCGUUAACACUUCCACCGCUCAGCGAGCAGAUGAUGGAGCCGAGGAGGUGAUGAACGGGUUAGAGCGCUUUUAUGCCCGGACUGGACGGACUCGACUGGAAGGGAAACCGCUCGAUGGGCCACCAGGACCCCUGCUUUGUAUUCGGAACCGGUGUAGACUGUAAGGUCAAUGGAAAGUAAGAUAAGAUAUCUGCAUAUUUUGCACUGACUAAUCUGACUUCUAUUUUUUACUAUCCGCUUCUGUGGUGUUAUGCGACAGAGGCGAUGGAAGCCAAGUAUGUACCAUAAAGUCAAACAAACGAUGGACAUGAAGCGGGCUCGACAGAAAAUGGUAUUUCCAAAAUUGCGGAAAUAAGUAGUACUGGUUCAGCAGGAGAACUGUGCAGAUGUUCUGGAAGACUAUGAGGAUUUAAUGGCAGAGGAAGGACCCAGAAGGACCAACAUUGGGAUACAGAACAGAUCCAUCUGAAGGGGAUUACUGUACUGAUUGUGGACUGCAUUUUAACCUGUAUGUCUCACAGGUUAUAAACAAGUCUCCUCUUGGAGUCAACGUGGAGAGAGGUCCAUAUUGUGUAAUCAGCCAGCCGGCCACGAAUGGAUCACAGCUAUCGCAUUCUGCACUAAAAUCGACAUCAUUUGCUUAUUUUACCCGACUACAGUUUCAUCGAGCGUCAUUUAUUUUCUGCCAAAAACAAACCUUGUUGUACUACAAUCUAAAUCCCUUUAAAAUCAUUAUUUGGUUUCAAUUGCAACGAUUUCCCACUCGUCCACCCCGCCUCCAGUCAGCUCCGUAAUCCCCUUCGUUGAACCCGGGGCUGAGCCGUGUUGCAGGGCAGCUCUGAGCCGGGUUACCGCUGGCUCCCGUCAGGGCUGUUUCCAUCAUGCAUGCACCAACACGACUGUGCAUGAGCUCUGUCCUCUGAAAGAACACCCUGCCACACACUGCACCAGAGACAGCACACCGACUGGACCAUGUCGGUCUGAACCGCAUAGUACCUCCUUCACACCAGCCCCCCGCUUUCCAGACUUCAGCUUAUUGGGUUCAACAGAUACUACUGUUAAUAUAAAGAACCCUCCAGCUUUCCCCAGGUCGCCCUCCAGAGAAACCACUGAAAGGAGCCCAAGUGGCCCAAUUCUACAAAAAAUGGGGGAGCAGCCCAUCUUCAGCACGCGGGCCCACGUGUUCCAGAUCGACCCCAGCACCAAGAAGAACUGGCUGCCCACCAGCAAGCACGCCGUCACCGUGUCCUACUUCUACGACAGCACCCGCAAUGUCUACCGGAUCAUCAGCCUGGAGGGGUCAAAGGCCAUCAUCAACAGCACCAUCACGCCAAACAUGACCUUCACUAAGACAUCCCAGAAGUUUGGCCAGUGGGCUGACAGCCGGGCCAACACCGUCUACGGUCUGGGCUUUCCCUCGGAGAAUCAUCUGCUCAAGUUUGCAGAGAAGUUUGCAGAGUUCAAGGAGGCGGCGCGCCUGGCCAAGGAGCAGUCACAUGACAAGAUGGAGCUGACCAGCACCCCCUCACAGCUUCCUCAGGCAGCGGCUGUGAGAAGGACUGUAGUGUCAGUCCACCAAGCCGGUAAAAAGAAGGAGUCGGCGACGGGGGAGCUCCUGUCCCCCGUGACCCCCGAGAGCAUCAACGGUACGGACGACGAGGACGGGGGGGCGACGCCGGGGACCCCCCAACACACAGAGCCCAGGCCUGAUCCCCCGACCCCCACACUGCCCUUCUCCCACAGUUCAACCAGCAUCAACAAGCACUGGGAGGCGGAGCUAGCGGCCCUGAAGGGAAACAACGCUAAGCUAACGGCGGCGCUGCUGGAGUCCACGGCUAACGUGAAGCAGUGGAAGCAGCAGCUAGCGGCCUACCAGGAGGAGGCCGAGAGGCUACACAAGAGGGUGACGGAGCUGGAGUGUGUGAGCGGUCAGACAGCGGUCAUCAAGGCCCAGAAGACGGACCUCAACCAGACCAUCGAGGAGCUGCAGGCCACGCUGGGGGCCAAGGAAGAGGAGCUAGAGAGACUUAAAGCAGAGAUGGAGGUCGCCAACGAAUUCCAGCAGCAGAAAGAAUCCCUGACGCAGAAACUACAGGCCACGGAGGAGCGGAACCAGAACCUGGAGGCGCGGCUGAGUGCCCUGGAGCAGACGGUGGAGAACACCCAGCAGGAGCGGGAGACCUUCCGCUCCCAUCUGCGCUCCCUGCUGCAGCUCCUGGACGGGAAGAUCUUCGAGCUGACCGAGCUGCGGGACACGCUUGCCAAGCUCAUCGAGAGCAGCUAGGACACAGACGGUGUAUUUAUGAAGAGAUAGAGUAUAUGAUCCACGCAGAGACACCUCUUCCUCCCAGCAACACACGAGAGAAGGCAGAGGGCAGUGCUCGCAUGUCGGUAAUUUUUUUAUCACUGAUGCUCGUCACCUAUUAGUGGGUAUGUUUGCACUCUACUUUUCUAUCUCGGUUUCUGGGUUCAUCUUGGGUCUGUCGGUACACGUUUACAUGAGGCGGCCACGCCCAUCUCCUGCUCUUCUCCAUAUAACCUCUGGAAUUUUCUUUAUUCGCUUGAGUGACCAAAGGGGAAAAUAACACAGGGGAUAAGCUCUGAAUGAUCCGUGCACACCGGCGUUCAGAGGGAUGGUGGACAUUUCCAUAGUUUCGUUUUUGUACCACUUUAAUAUCCUUCUUCACCAAGACACUCUUGUUCUUCUGCUUUGCUAUUGGUGCGUUCUUGGUGUGUUCUUCACCUGUGGUUGGUGACGGUCGCCUCCCCUCUUUCAAUCACCCGUGUGUUUUUUAAAUCGCAUUUUUGUGAUAUUUUUAAACGGAUGUUGAGACCGAAGACCGAUGUCGAUUUCAGCCAAAAAAAAUCACUUUAAUGAAAUGAGUAAACGCUCCAUUCGAUGUAUCUAUUAUUUUCAUGUAUUCAAGCAUUUACUCACUCGGACUACGACUGGUUAUUAUAGAAUUGUUGAACUUUUUAAACUUUGACUUUGAGAUUGGAAAUUGAGUUGAGUGGCGUGAGGCAGGGAUGCAUUGGGAAUGCACGACUGUUCCCACAGUGAUCCCGAAGAGGAGGACUGAGACCGCGGCACAGAGGGGCUGACCUCCUAGAACAAGAGCAAUACAAACUAAAGGGAAGUCAAACAGUCAAAAGACUUUUCAGUCUCGCUUUUUUCAGGUAAUAUAUUCCUCUUUCAGUUAGUAUGAAGACAAGCGUGUACACCUGUGUUUCCUUCUAUACGCUUUUUAAUACUAAUGGAAAAUCCUAGUGCACUUGUGAAAAUGAAAUUGUGUGCGAGGAGUUUUUUUUAAUAAUCUUUUCCCUUUGUAUCUUGUUGCUACUUUGAGUGCAAUCAUUUGACCCUAUGCUUUUGUUCAGUUAUUAUUAUGAUGAAAAUUGUUUGAAACAGAUGUUAAAUUUUCGCUUGAUAUUUUUUAUUGUAUGGUAUGUGGGUGUCCAGGUAGUUUUUGGGAAGAAACUGGCAAUAUUUUUGAACUAUUGAUCAAAAGACAUCAAAUAAAGAUACCUUCAUGCAGUGGGUGGGGUUGAAUUUGCAGAAACUUUUUUCUCUUGCCAAACAUAAUGUCCUGUUGAGAGUUUUCCUGACGUUGCCUUUGGUACAAAGAUCAUCACUGGUAGCUAACUGUGGUACGAUGUUGUUGGUUUACUAUUGCCAAAAAUUCUGUGAUUUAAUGUAAAGAUUAUACCAUGUAUACACAAUGAACACUAUUUAAGGGCUUGCUGUCAGUUCGGGUACAUUUGAAAAAUAUAUUGACAAAAAAAGUGUAAUGUAUACUGCAGGCUUAAACACAACUGUAAUUUUCAGUUUAUAGUAAAGCAAAUUAGAAAAACAUGCAGAUGCGUCAUUCUUUAAGGUGUGAUUCUUGUUCAAGUUGGCAAGGGGGUUGUUUAAUUGAGCUGGAAUCAAUUGGCAUGCAUUGAAAAGUAAAUGAAAUAGUACUUAAAUAGUAAUCGUAACUCUUACAUCUGGAGGUACAAUUAAUGUUAUGAGGUCCACCUGUGUGACCCUACUAUUUCACCUGUGUAAAAAACCUAAUUGGUCUAAAACAAGGACAAGCUGCACAUUAUUGAUAUUUAUGAAGCAAAAGCAAACUUGUGGUCAUUUAAUGGAUAUGACUAUAGAUUCUUGAUUAAUCAACUAAUAUCUGCCAAUUGGUUAAUCAAAUUGUUUCUAUAAAUGCAUUCCCAUACCACCAGAGGAAAUAAAAAACACUAAGCAAAGUGGAAAAAGGCCCUUGUGUUUAUU
Molecule: messenger RNA, 4286 nt
Organism: Gadus chalcogrammus (walleye pollock)
Lineage: Eukaryota; Metazoa; Chordata; Actinopteri; Gadiformes; Gadidae
Product: homer protein homolog 1-like
Exons: 10
Coding region: 1164-2303 (379 amino acids)
Biological process (GO): G protein-coupled glutamate receptor signaling pathway; regulation of store-operated calcium entry
Cellular component (GO): postsynaptic density; cytoplasm; plasma membrane
Molecular function (GO): G protein-coupled glutamate receptor binding
Source: RefSeq, a predicted model, not a curated record